Molecule: messenger RNA, 1214 nt
Organism: Linum tenue
Lineage: Eukaryota; Viridiplantae; Streptophyta; Magnoliopsida; Malpighiales; Linaceae
Source: the annotation of a GenBank genome assembly
GGCUUUCUUACGAUGUUAUGGGAAUUACCCAACAAAAAAGGUUAUUAAUAAGAGCUAGACGCUUUUUGCGUCUGUUUUCUACAAAAAAAAAAGUAAGAAAGAACACGAAAACUCUUCUCACAUCCUCCCAUAUCUCAGAUUCUCUCUCCGCUUCCAUUUCCCGACUUGCCCCUUUCUCUAUUUUCUCUUUUUUGGAAACAACAUGGGGAAAGGAGAAAGAGACAACGGCGGCGAAUGACGCCCACGACAGUAAUGGCGGAGAGAUAGAAGCAUUUUUGGGUUUCGACCGCGAGAAGGAAGGGGGAAAAAGACAGAGUCGGCCGGCGGCGGUGAGAGUUAGGUGUUUCUCGGGUUUGCAUGUCACAUUUUUUGAAUUUUCCAUAUCUAAUUUUUAUUUUUGUUUGGAAAUUUGGGGUUUCUAUUCGAGGAGAGGAGAAGGAGCAAGCUCUGGUGAUUUCAACGCCGAUGACGGCGCCAGUGUCGGGGAAAACGCCGACUGCAGCGGUGUGCAAUUAGGGUUUUCGAUUAUGGAAGAAGUAAAGAAGGCAGGGGGAAUGGAAGGAAAAGAAGGCCUUCGGGCGCCCUGAGUUUCACUGGUGGCGAGAAUGACGACGAAGGUUAAAUCUCCUUUUGCCAAGAAGAAAAGGAGAAGAAGCAGAGAUUUUGAAGAGGGAUUGUGUUAUGUUCUUGGUGUUGUCUGUUUGUGGGUUUUGAGCCAGAAGAAGAAGAAAGAGCAAGUAAGAAGAAAAUAGGGUUUACUUUCAUGGACCCGAAAGUCUAUACAAAACUGGAGAAGAAAGAAUAGUGAGCAGAGACGUGGGAAAGAAGAAAAAGGCUCCCUCUUCUCUGUACCCCCAAAGCUCUCUUUUAUAAUAGAGAAACACACUAUAGCUUAGACUUGUGGUGUAAUUUGAUUGGCUUUGAGGGUAGUAGUCUUUCUGUACUUUUCUGAUUGGUUUUUUUGAGUUAGUAGACCCUAUGUUGGAUUGGGCUUGGUGGGAGUUGAUUUUGGGUUUUAACUUAUGUUGACUAGGUUUGACCAGUUGACUUUGGCCUUUGACCUGGAUUGGUCCCUAACUUGUAGACUGGCAUUGACCGUGGGCUUUGGGUUUGACUUGACCCCAAUUUUUGUAGACAAGAUUUGCUAGUUGACUUUGGGCUUGAUCUAGGUCCUUUUAUUUUGUACAAUUGCAAUGAAUUAUAAUUGUGUGAGG